CAAUAUUUAUUACACGACCCCCAAACACAUCCUUUAAAAACAUUAUUGUACAAAACAAAAACAAAUAAAAACAAAUGGCCACCUCACAACUUUCCGACCACAUUUUCCGGCCAUCAUUUCACCGGCGACCAAUUUUCCGGCAAUGCCACCUCACUUCAAUUUUCCUAACACCACCAAAAAACACAAAAAUAAAAACAAUUAAAUCACAAAAAAAAAUCAAAUAUGUUAUUUAUCAAAGUUUAGUUGAUAAACAAAGUCCACUAAUAAAAAGUCCAACAGUUGAUAUGAAAAAAUUAGUGGAAUUUUUGUAUGAAGAUUUGCCACAUUUAUUUGAUGAUCAAGGAAUUGAUUGUAUGGCUUAUGAUGAUUAUGUGAAAUUUAGAGAUCCAAUUACUAAACAUGAUACAAUUGAUGGUUAUUUAUUUAAUAUUGCCAUGUUGAAGCAAUUGUUUAGGCCUGAUUUUCAACUUUAUUGGGUUAAACAGACAGGGCCCUAUGAGAUAACUACAAGAUGGACUAUGGUGAUGAAGUUCGUUCUUCUUCCAUGGAAACCUGAAUUAGUCUUCACAGGGACUUCCAUUAUGGGCGUCAAUCCAGAAACAAACAAGUUUAACAGCCACGUGGACUAUUGGGAUUCGAUUCAGAAUAAUGAUUACUUUUCUCUAGAAGGUCUGGUCGAUGUCAUAAAACAGUUAAGAAUUUACAAGACUCCAGACUUGGAAACGCCCAGUUAUCAGAUACUUCGAAGAACAGCAGUUUACGAGGUAAGGAAAUAUGAUCCUUUCAUAGUUGUAGAAACAGAAGCCGACAAUCUCGCAGGAAAUAGAGGUUUCAAUGAUGUUGCUGGGUACAUAUUUGGCAAAAAUUCUACGACAGAGAAGAUACCGAUGACUACUCCUGUCUUCACUCAGGCAUUUGAUGCUGAAAAAUCUAAAGUAUCAAUCCAAAUAGUUCUUCCAUCGGAUAAAUCUUUGAGCAGCUUACCAGCUCCAAAUAAAGAAGGUAUUAGCUUAAGGAAAACGGAAGGAGGCAUUGCUGCUGCAAUAAAAUUUAGUGGAAAACCAACAGAUGAUAUUGUUCGAGAAAAGGAGAAACAACUCCGAUCCAGUCUUAUAAAAGCCGGUCUCAAACCAAAAUCGGGUUGUAUGCUUGCUCGAUACAAUGAUCCUGGUCGCACGUGGAACUUUAUAAUGAGGAAUGAAGUUCUGAUAUGGCUUGAAGACUUCAAGCUGGACUAAGACUUGGAUAUUUUUGGUGUUCAUUAUAUAUUGGUUCCCAUCCCCAAUGGUCUAUCGGGGACAACCUCUCCUACCCCACAGAGGUCAGAGGUGGGAGUAAGGUCUGCGUAUACCCUAACCUCCUAGAUCCCACCUGUGGAACGACUAUGGCAAAGGAUGUAACAAAAGCAAGAAAUUAUGAUUUAUGGUCUCCAAAGUAUGUUAGAAUUUUAAGUUUUAUGCACUAGCGGUGUAAUUUUGUUUUUUAAUUUCGUGGUGUAUAACCGGGCCAACUUGCAUGCACCUUGAUACUUCAUUAGAUAUGUGUUACCUUCUAACAACAUAGAUAUCAAAUAACUUUGUCCA
Molecule: messenger RNA, 1583 nt
Organism: Capsicum annuum
Lineage: Eukaryota; Viridiplantae; Streptophyta; Magnoliopsida; Solanales; Solanaceae
Product: heme-binding-like protein At3g10130, chloroplastic
Exons: 8
Coding region: 75-1238 (387 amino acids)
Source: RefSeq, a predicted model, not a curated record